This is a messenger RNA of Caenorhabditis sp. 36 PRJEB53466, 4383 nucleotides long. Lineage: Eukaryota; Metazoa; Nematoda; Chromadorea; Rhabditida; Rhabditidae. The record is from the annotation of a GenBank genome assembly.
AUGAGCCAAUACACUUCAAGUGGCCGUAGGCGACCGAUUACCCGAACGGAGGCCGAGGAAAGGGCACUCGACAAGAUUUCCAGAGAGGUUCGCAGUUGAAUUCACUGAAAAUUAGAGAAAAUGCUCAAAAAUGCAAAAGUCAUCGAAAUUCUUCUAAAAAUUCAAAUUUUCCCCAAAAAAUGUCAAAAAUUGCAGGCGGAAGCGCGAAUGAAGCUGAAAAGAGAGACCCGAGAACAGGCGCGCCAGGGACGUUACCAAUUGCUCGAGAAGAAGGUCGAAGAGGAUGCGGAGGCGUUCCGCCACGACACCGCCGUCAGUUUUAGGCCUAAAUUGGGAUUUUUGUGGAAAAAAAACCCGAAAUUGCAUGAUUUUUACCGUUGUUCACCUUUUUCUAACAAAGUGUGCCAUUUUUCAGUCGACAUCUAAUACGAACGGAGUGUCCGCUAAUCACACGCAGGAAAAGUUGCAUGUGAGUGAAAAACGAGGGAAAUUUGCACGGAAUUUGUGAAAAAUUCGGAGAAGAGCCCGUUCUCACGUAAAAAUUGCCAAAAACGCAGAUUUGGUCAGAGACUAAACUCGAAAAACAUGGACAAUUACCGUAGAAGGCCCAUUUUUGCAGGACAAAGUCAUCGAACUGCAGGACCGCGUUCAGCAAGUCAUGUUUUUGUACUCCCAGCUGGAUAACGAGAAAUCCACGUUGCUCUACGAGGUUUGUACUGGUUUUUGGGGCAAAAUUGGAGAAAUUAGUGAUAAAUCCAAGAAAUUUCAUGAUUUGAAAUCAUUUCUCAGAAAAUCCACGCAAAAAUGUAAGAAAACAAUCAUUCGCCUGUUUCUGAUGCAUUUCCUUCAGUGUUUUGCUAAAAAAGUCAAUUUUCAGGUGGAUUUGCUGAAAGACGACCUGGAAGAGAAAGACGCGUCUCUGAAUCUGUCCUCGCGCGAAUGCCGCGAGCUUACGAGUGAAGUGAAGGCGUUGCGACGGACGAUCGAGGCGUUGCAGAGCACUCAGCAGCAGCUCAAGCACGAAAUCGCACAGAGGGACGCUCUUAUUCAGGUUCGCAUCCUUUGUAACGAAAAAUUGCGAAAAGUUCGGAUGUUCCGUGAAAAUAUUCAAGAAAAAGUGAAAAUUACACGAUUUUUUCCGUCGAAAAUGAAGUGAAAUUGUGUCACACAUUUUGUGCAAAGAAUUUGCAGGAAAAUGGACUGUGCCUGGUCGAAGAAGAGCCCGAAGAGGACGGAUCCGAAUCCACGAACACCGCGUCCGGGGAAAUGUCAGUUUUACGAGCACUUUUGAAAAAGAAAACGUUAUUGGGGAGAACAGUACUGGGCAAGGAGAAAAAAGGACAAGAAGACGUGACUGGUGUGAAACUCUUGAACGGUCCCUGGCCCGGUCACGAAAACCGCACCGCCGGCUGUCUCCAACCCACUCGUUGGCCAAUCUCUCCCCGGGACCGUUCUCUUUUUUUUCUCCUCGGCCCUCUGCCUUCCCAAUGGCAACACGGUGAUUCUUUGCGAGGGUGUAGUGAGAAACGCGCCGCGAACUCGGCCACCAUUCAAAGAAGGGGCGUGGUCUUGCGCAAUUGCCGCACGCAAUUUUGCAAGUUUGGCGCGCGCGCUUUCUGUUUAGCCGCAAUUGUUUCCGACAGCAUUUUGAAGACGUUCUUACUGCUUUUCAGGAGUAUUACACAGCGCUGUUAUUGGUUUUUGCUGUUGGCAAUUUUUCUCUGUCGAUAACAAUUACUAAAAAAUAAUAAAGCUUCUAUAAACUGCGUUCUUUCAUGUUUGAGAUGAAAAAAUACAAAACUCAGCCGAAAACAAGCAUUAAUUGACAGAGAACAAGCGCUAAAAUAUGAAACAAGCGCGAAAUUCGUGAAAAAUUCCCCAUGGCCGAGUUUCUUCGGUUCGGCCUCCUGGCCUAACUUCUGGCGUGGCCUAAUAAUUUCUUGUUCAGCCGGGGGACUCGGCGGAAACCGUGGCCUAGUACCACGGCCUGCGACCCCGGGCCAAAUGGACUAGAAUUUUCCUCGUCACCCUCGCAAAGAAUCACCGUGGGCAAACGACUCGCGCGCACUCACUUUAAAGGCGCAACGCAUUUAUUCACUUUGUUUUGUCCAAUCGCUGCGAGACCCGUCUGAUCUACCGCGCGCACCACAUUGUGCCUUUUUGGAUACAUGUUUAGACCAGGUCUUUAAAACAUCCCUUUUGCCCAAUUUUGUGGAAAAUUGUGAAAAUUCGCUUUUUUACCGGGUUUUUCCUGCGGUUGGUCCCUGCGAACUCUGUCGGUGUCCGUUGAAAAUUCGUCAUCCUCUCCGCCACGAGAUUCCUCAUUUUCAUCAUUGUUUGACGAAGAAGAAGAAGAUGGAGAAGAAGGAGAACAAGACGUGGUUGUUGUCCUCCUCCGCCGCCCGUUUCGUUCAUUAAGCUUAAUCAAAUGUCUUUGCUCCUCCACGUCGUCUGAAUUCACUUCUGAAGAAGCAGGAGAAGAAGAAGGAGGAGGAGGCAAACAAUGUUGCAACUUUGAAAUAUUGAUGAAUCACGAGGCGAGCAAGUUGAGCAUCGAAGAAAUUCGUCUAAAAAUAGAAAGCAAAGUGAUGGGAAUCUGGCGGAGAGGUUAAUUGCAAAAGAAAGUGACGUGGAUGAACCAGUUUUGAGGAAAACCUUGGAAGUUGCAGAAAUUUCCGGGUUUUGACUGAAAAAACAAAGAGUUUGAGACGACAAUAGUUGCCGAACAUCGGAACACAGUCGGUCCCUUGUCUCCAUUUUCCGCCGGGAAACUCCCUCAUUUCGUACUUUUCCCUCCUCUUCACCGUCGUUUUUUUAGCGUUUCCGAAUCCAUUAGUAGCUCCCCGGGGAGGCGUUGAUUAAAUCGACGCGAAAAUUCGUCCGUCGCCCCGAAUUCCUUUGUCUUUUUCGUCGUUUCCAUUCCAAUUAGUGACGGUGACGGAGUUCUUCUCAAUUAAGAGCACCACAAAACGGAGAGAAUGUUUGUGCGCAACUCGAUUAGAAAUGAAUGGAUUACUGUAGAUUACGUCGUUUGGGAGGCAGAUUGGGUUACGGUAGAAGCUUCAGAAUCAUAAAGACAAAGUAUACGAUACAUUUAUCGAAAAACAAGAAGUUCAUCAUAGAAUUGCAGAAGAUCGGGUCCGUACCUGUUCAAACGCGAAACGAUUCGACUCGUGGACCGUGUCGUCCCAGGAGCCGCGAGUUUGGACGAAAAGAUUCAGAAGCUCAUCGAUACGGUACGUUUUCGGAGAAUUUCCUUGCAAAAUCUUGGAAGUUUAGAAUAAGAAAAUGCGAAAAGACUACGAGGAGCUGGAACAGACGAUCUACACGCAACGACACGCCCGCAAUGCCCGCGACUCUUCGAAUGUGCUGCCGAAUCAGGGCGUCGACGACGUGAACAGUGAGUUUUUGGGCCGAGAAUUUGAAAGUGUUAUCCAAAAACACCGGUAGGAUACAUUCGGGAGGACAUUCUCCGAAGACAGUUCAGUAAGCACAACCUUUUUGUCCGUCGUGAUCGUUUUCGUUCGUCCAGUACGAGAAAUUUGAGUUUCAAUGGGAAUUUCUAUCGUUUUGUGCGGGGCUGGACUUUUGAUCCACUUGCAAUGAUCCGAUCGGAACCAAACUUUGAAGACUUCUUGAGAAUGGAUUGGAGUAUACUGGGACCAAGUUUCAGCCCGAUCGGGUCAUCCGGUCCCGAGAUGUGUGGACCAUUGGCCGAAAGCCCGGGCUUUUCGGCCAAAAUCGGCCCUCUUGCACUAACUCGUCAGUUGGUUAUUCGAUCAGGCUGAAACUUGGACCCGGUAUACUCAAAUCGAAUCCCAAGAAGCCUGCAAAGUUUGGGUCCGAUCGGAUCAUUGCAAGUGGGUCAAAAAUCGAAGAAAAGGGCCGACCAAUUGCCCAGCCCUGGUUUUGUGAUUGAUUUCUGAGUUUUGUCGUGAUGGGGCCAAAACCUUGAUUAUUUUUAAUUUUGCAGAGGAUGCGGCCAAACAACUCGCGGAUAUGAAGCUGAAAAUGCAGGAUUUGGAACGAGAGAACACCAAUCAGCAGGGAAAUGUGAGGAAACAUGCAUUUUUCAAAAACCCUCAUACUUUUCCUCAAUUCUUCUAAACAAUUGUUUGGUUCAGGUGAUCCGAAUGGAAGGCCAAAUGAAGCGGUACAAAUCGAACGCGGAGGCGGCCGAAAAAGAGCUCGACGAGUUGAAAACUCAAAUGCGUCAAACCAAAAAAGAGGUAUGUUUCCUGAAGAAUCUGAAAAAGCGUAAUUCUGUCUGUUCUUCAGUUGCGCGACAAGGAAAACGCGUUGGACGAGCAGAAAGAGACGAAUAAGCACCUGCAGAGCCGUCUCGAGAAGAUGAGAAUGCAAAGAACCGGCCGUCCGCUAUAA